UAGAAGCUGCUUUAGUUAGUGUUAAGUCACUCUUUUUACAUUCGAAUAGGUGAUACAUUCCAAUUUGUUCACCACAUUUUAUACAUUUACAGUUUUUGUUUGCUGCACAGUGGUAAUCUUUAUUUUCACAUAACAAAUGAUGAAAACCAUGGCAAGCAUACCUCGUAAAAAGGUGCCGAUCUUUAAAGUUAGUCUCUUUCCAUUUAUUUUCAGUCAUUGCAGGAGUGUUGUAAAAUUGUGGGUCGAUUUCUGCAUUUGUAACAUUUUUUACAUUUUCGGUUGGUAGCGCCAGCCGGUUAACAACACAGUAUGUGACCCGGGUCACUUAUUCAUCAAUUUCAGCUGGAAAAUCAAGCCUGUGCGACUUCUAGACCUAAAUCACUGACGGAGAAGUGCACCGGCCUUCAAAAUUUCUGUAAGCCAAAAUUUUUCGCACCCUGGAUUCGGGCCAGGGUGCAUGCAAAAUUAUCCAGCAUGGGGCCAAGGCUAUGGGGUCCAGGUAACUCCGAGGACCAUGGAGGGGCCGCCUCAUAGCCUCAACGGAGCGCACCCUGACCUGCAUGCGUCCUGCAGACAUGAAAUUCACAUUCUCCGGCAAAAAUUAAAUGAGGCUUUGGCGAAAUUAGGGCAAAAAGAGGACGUCGGUUAUCAAGUACAAAACCGGUUCUCAACACAGAACGAACCGGUUCCAUGCGAAAACACCGACAAAUAUCCACUGCUGCCAACUACUUUGCCACUGCUGCCACCUAAAUUACCACUGCUGCCAACUGGAAUAUCACCUGAAAUUCCACCCCUCACAACUCAGGGCGACACACCCCCUAACCAGCGCCGCCAGCGGCCGAUCCCUCAAACUCCAACUCAAACGCAAGUACUGGGUAAUAGCCCGCCAACGACACAACUCCCUCCUGCACCCCCCACUCAAGCUCAACCAAGGCAUCGUACUCUGAGCCAGUUUGAAAAGCAAUACAGAACGACUUGUCGAAGACUUGCUCGAAACAGAAGGUCGGGUUACAUUCCAUUAGACUUGAGGGAUUCAAAGUGUGAAAUUGUUCAGAUUGAAGGUGAUAUUCUGAAAUCCAACGUUCAAUUCAAGGCUCACGCAGUUUCGGCGGAACUCAAAUGUGGUCGCGGGCUUGCAGCAGAAGUUGUGAAAUCUGUUGGUCGCCCCGCUCUGAAAGGCAAACGGGCGCAAAUUGGAGAUGUGCUGCCAGUUGAAAGUCGAAACGGGUCAACAUGGCUUUUUCUUGUCACGAAAGAAUGCUUCUGGCACAAACCUCGGCACAACUUUGAUCAGUUUGGCAAAGAUAUUAUCUAUGCCAUCGAACAGUUAGCUGGUUUCAUCAUAGGAAAUAAAAUCAAAGAAAUAGCUAUCCCUCACCUGUGCGCAGGUUUAGAUCAGAUGAAUUGGCUUUACGUUCGAGAUGUAAUUCACCACUUCCUCAAAGACGUGGAUGUAAAAGUCAAGGUGUACCAUCUACCAAGAGGGUACCCAAGGUCACCACGAACCCACCUUCACCCAUCACUUGCCAUCAGGGAGGGCUCCAGUUACUCCGAAAACGGACAGAUGAGCUACGAGGAACACUUUCCAGCUCUUCAAUCACCUACUGCUUGGUCCACACCAACUGGACGAAAAACUAGGCUCGAUCAGUCAACUAGAGAGGGCCCAAUGCUUUCCACAGCACCAACACCUCCUCCCCCAGGAACAACACCUUCACAGGACUCAAUUGUGACCUCCCGUUUAGAAAACAGUAACAAUGUUUCAGUUCUUAUCGCCAUCGAAGAAGAAGAGAAAGUGACAUGUGUGAACCAAAGUGGAACGACCUGCUUGUUGUGGGUGUUGGUGUCCUCGCUGCAGCUCAAGGGCUCGUCUGCGCAGGAGGACGAGGCCAACCCGGACUCCGAGGUCGAAGUCUUCCUGCCGUCCUUGGCCAAGAAACUGGCUCGUCGACGCUCCACCACGCGCAAGCAGCCCUCGGACUUGGAGGAGGCCAGCAGCACCGAGUUCCCCUCUCUGCAUGACUCACAACCCCCGAACCGCCCUCCCGACGCGAGUCACGCCGGACAAGUGGCUGUGGUCAACCUUGGGUUUGGGCAACAAGGCCAAAGACGCAGACAACAGCAGCAGAGGCGUCGCAAUAACCUUAAUAGAAACAAUAUAAACUCAAAUAAUAAUGCAGUGAACAGUUUGGUGCCACUCAACGGCACUCAAGUCCCUACACAACGAAAGAAUAAUCCAAAUAAUAAGCGAAAUAAACAAAGAAACCAGGUUGGCAUUUUGGUUGCGGCGCCACUGAACAAUCGGAACAGGCCAAGAUACCAAGUCAUCCGACCUGCAAGGCGUCAGCAGCAGAACAAGCGGCGCAAAAAUAAUCGCCGUCGGAAUCAAAACAAAAAUAAUAAUAAUAACAAUCUGGGUGUCUUCGGCGGUCAGCAAAACUCGGCAAAACUUCCCGUCGCUCAACCAGAGCAGAUGGAUCCGACUUAUACAUACAAUAUUAAUAAUCGCUACCCCAAUAACAAUCCAUACCCUAUUAACUAUAAUCCUGUCCAGGGCAGCAAUAAUAAUUAUCCCUCCCCUGGCAAUUAUUAUCCUCAGAACAGCAACCAACCUUAUCCUUACAGCAGAGGCAAUGACAUGCCAGUUAAUCCUAAUAACAACAUUAACAACUCCCCUGUUCAGCAAACAAAUUGGCCGCCACCGGCACCACCAGAUGUGCCGGUUCAACAAGCAACUUCUUCUUCACCGCCAAGUCCAGUUGAGACCACAACAAUAAAUAGCAUCAUUACAAAUAUUCAAACUGAAAGACAGUUUCCAGCUUACUAAAAAUGUUCAACGCUUAUGAAGUGCGUCAGAAAAAACGAACCUUGAAUAAAUGAUAAACUUUUAAUAUUAAAAUAUUGCACUUUUGGCUUCUCAAUAAAGCUCUGUAUUAUUUACGAUUGAACAAGCAGAUGGAAUUUAAAAAGCAACGCACAAAUGAAAUUAAAAUGCAACAUAAUUUGGAUAUUCAAAUACUUUUAAGGACAAAUAAUAGGAAUUUUCAAAAAUUUGGACUAUCGUAACGAGACCUCCAAUAAAUGAUAAACUAAAUAUAUUUAAAGAUUC
Neocloeon triangulifer is the source of this 3106-nucleotide messenger RNA. RefSeq names its product myosin-G heavy chain-like. Gene Ontology annotation, biological process: peptidyl-glutamate ADP-deribosylation. The coding region runs from base 458 to 2824 and encodes 788 amino acids. The transcript has 3 exons. Lineage: Eukaryota; Metazoa; Arthropoda; Insecta; Ephemeroptera; Baetidae. The record is from RefSeq and is a predicted model, not a curated record.